CUGAAUCUUAAAAGUUAGUUUCUUCUGAGUCUUGAUGUUACAAUGUGGGAUUUUUUUGUAAUCUAAGAGAAUAAUUAUAAUAUUAGUGACCCCUAAGUGAAUGUUGCAAAUUUGAUUAUUUUCCAAAUAGCCCAAAAGAUCUAAACUGAUUCAAAAGAAUAAUUGUAAAGUAAUUAUCAGUAACUUAUAGGUGAAUAUGCGAAUCAAAUGAUUAUUUUCCUCAUUCUUUCCCUUUCCUCCCAGACUUAAACUAAUCUUAAAGAAUCUGCUAUUGCUUUUUCUUUAAAGGUUUUUCAUAUAAUUUUGUAGGUUUCACAAGUCUACAAAGGACAGGUACGACAGAUUGACGUGUUAGACGUAUUGCAUUAAUGUUAGUUUGUUGUCUAUCUUUUUUUUUUAAUCUGCCUUAUCUCAGAGGAUGCGUGAUAGAGGUAUGGCUGGGGCUGCAGAGCUGGUCUGACCCUGGGACUGCAUAUUUCUAUGGGGUUUCCUGCAUAUUUCUAGAUUUUCUAGUCUCUGGCCUCCAUGUCAGAUGACAGCAGCUUAACAGUUGCUGAGGUUGUCUUGACUUUCUAAGGGACUGGCAUUUGAAUAAAGACCCUAAUUAUUUUAUUGUUGCUGUAUUCAUACUGAUCAUGUAUAAUCAAAUCAUCUUUAUGGUAUUAUUAAGCUAAAUAUUUGUAACGAAGAUUUGCCCUAGAAUUUGAAAGCAGUAUCUUGAAAAGUUAAGUACAUGUAUAUUAUUAAAACCUUGGAUCUGUAAAAUCAAGGUUAAGCUCUUAGUUUUGUAGGAGUGUAUGCUGUUAGUAUAGUUGGUGAUAGAAAUUCACAUGCUCUAAAUCUGUAUAUCUGUCUAAUAUACUUUAUCUGAAAAGCGUCAACAGGUAGAAUAGAAGGGAAAUGUAGACAUACUAAAGAAGAUUUGGUCAGGCAUAGAAAUCCAAAAAAGAAACUAAGACAGAAUCCAGGGUCAGAGAAGUCCUGGGGAUUUUAAGAUUUUCAUUAUUUACCAUUGGAAAACUGAAGACACUUAAUUAUUAAGCAUUUUUUAAGGUUUGAUGGAAUUAUUAAGUUUCGGUGAUAGGUGUGGAAAGAUUUCUCUUUGCUUCUACACUGAUAGGAUUGAUACUUCAAGUUCUCACAUUUGAUAAAACUUAGACCUUGAGAUGUCUGAGUUAGAUAAGGGGGUGUAUAAAUCAAUGCUGUUGAAGUCAACACUGAAUGUGAAAGGUACGUAGGAUUGCCAGGCACUUCCACAGGGGUUUUGCAAUCCUGGAGGAAUCUUAAGGAAGUUAUUCCAAUGACAAUGUUUAGAAUCUAUAGUUGCUCUAAAAUAUAUUAUCAUAUUGUAGCUAGGACGUGAUUACUACAGUUCAGAGGUUCUCCACUGGGAGGGUAUCUGGGGAUGUGUGUAGGUAUUUUUGGUUGUCAGAAUGCUUGGAGGGACUGCUGGCAUUGAUUACGCAGGGCAGUGCUGCGUGGCCUUAAUGGAAGGGACAGUCCUGCACAAGAGUUCUCCAGCUCAAAAUGCAGUGGUCCUCUGUUGAGAGAGACUGCUAAAAUGUCAGUUCUUUUCUUGUAACGUCCCUUGUUUUUAGUAUAGUUUAAUAAAUCUAAUUUAAAAUAUCAUUUGAGAAGUCAGUGUCAGAUUUGCAAUGUUUUUGAUUAUUGUAAAAUAUUUUAGAUAUAUAAUAUGACAAUGUUGUGAGGCAAGAGGGAGAAAGAAAAAAAAUGAGGGUGUGGUUUUUAGCAAUUAGGAUUAGAAGUGAUGGGAGGAUCUAAGCAUACAGGGUAAUUGUGAACCCUUAAACAAAGGUGUUAAGAUCCUCUAGUCUCUGGAAAGAAAUGUUAGGUGCAUUCCUAUUUGGACCGAGAGGGAACAGACAGUGUAGAAAGUCAGAGAGAAGAUUAUUAAUAUCUGAAUUAUAGUGUAACUUUUUUACUAAGAAGAAGAUUCAUUGAGAUAAAUGGAAGACUAAGAUGUUUCCAGUACUUUCAUAUUUUAGUUAUUCAGUUUUAGAUGUCACAGUAUCUAAGUGGUUUGGUUUGUGCCUGUGAGCCAGCAACUACAAAAUGGGAGGAAAAGGAAGGGAAGAUGUUUUAAAUAAAGAGGGAAAACAGAUGACAAGCAGAUGGAAAGAAGGAGGCAGCAUCUCAGAAAAUGGCAGCUCCAUUCUUCCAUGUCCUUAGGAUAAAAACCCUGGUGUCAUCCUUCACUUCCUCUCUUUGUUUCAUACAUAGUAUCGAAUCUGGCAGCAAAUCCUGGGGACUCUAUUUUAAAAAUAGAUCCAGGAUCCAAUGACUUCUCAUAUCUCCUCUGCUACCUGGGCCAAGGCACUAUCAUCUCUUGCCUAUAUUGGGGCAUUAGCCUCCUAAGAGGUCACCCUACCUCCUUACGGUCUCUUUUUAAUCUAAGCCUCCCAGUGGCUUUCCAUCUCUGGUUGGAAAAGCUAUAGCCAUUCUGGUGAACAGCGCUUACCUUGCGAAGCCUGUCUUAGAUCUGCCUCCCCUGUACCCCUCUCCACUCCGUACCAUCACCUCCUGCACUAGGCCUCUCCUCUACUGUGUACAGUCUUACUCCCUUACGAUGCUCCUUCCCCAUCCCUUCCUGACUCUCAGCUCUUCUCCUUCCAGCUUUUAGCAGAUGUCCCUUCUCAGUGAGGCCUUCUCUGACCAUACUGAUGGAUUCACAGGCAGUGAAAUAGAGACAGUUUAAAAUCCCUGUCUCCCUGUCCUUCGUCUCCAUGUGCCUCUCUGUUUUUCUCUAAAGCACUUUCAUUGUCUGACUUUCUACACAUUUUACUUGCUUAUUUGUUUACUGUGGUCUCCGUCCUGAGAGGGCAGGGAUCCGUGUGCUCACUGUUCAAAAGCAGAGCUUGGCACAUAGUAGGUGCAAGGUGAGGCAAGAGUAAAAAGCUGGUGAAAUAUGGUUAAGAAACCUUAGCAGAAACCAAAAUUCUGAUACUGUGGCGGAGUUAUCUUAACUUCCUUGAGUUUGUGUCGUUAGUUGAGAGACUAACCUUGUGAAAAUUAACAGAGCUGAUUUAUUUGACGGUAGCACAGUGCCUGCUGGUCUUAGAAGAAGCUUCAUAAAUGAUACAGAUGAUUCUUGUGAGAAGAAAGGACAAACCAAGGGAAAUGAUAAAGCAUCUUUCCAAAGAUCUUUUUCAUUAAAACAUUUGCAUUUUACUGCAGGUUUUUUCUCAAAGCGAACUCUUCGUGGCCAUCGUUAGUAAAUCCACCUCUGAAAGUUUAGUGAGAGGGCAGGUGAAACCCCUGCCAUUUCAUUCACUUCUGGAGCCCUAAGGUGUCACACAAGGUCCUCCUGGUGGAACUGUACGGCUGUCAGUAGGCAUUUGGUAGAGGGGGUCGGGCGUGCACGCCUCAGGGGCCACUAAUCUCAUCACUGUUUGACAAAUACACAUUUUAAACUUUAUAAUGAUUUCAAGUCUCAUAGAAAAGGAUGGAUUAUGUUCAAUAAAGGAUGUAUAUACUAAGGAAGGACAUGUUAAAAAUAUGUGAGAAAGAUGCUUAAUGUUAAAAUUUAAAGGAAUGGACUUCAUGGGUUAACCACCAGUUUUCUGAAAUUGUAUUCACUGAGUAUUUACUUCAUAGAAGUUUAUAUUUGUAUAGCACUGAGCUCUCUGACAAAUUCCAAGUUAUCAAAUACAUUCCCUGUGCCAGAUAUGAAUAAAAACUAGUUCAGGUGACCAGGCCCUAGCUUAAAUAUAGUUCCUUUGUUAAAGGUGAUCCAGGUGAGUGUGGUUAAAGAGCUCAAGAAAAAAAAACCCAAAACGAUCCAUAUUAAUGAAAUGGGGUGAAAUGUCAAAGCACUAUUCUUUAGGAUAGUGGGCAGGCUAUCUGCCCAGUGGCAGGUAUAUUCUCGGGCGAAUAAUGUCCCUGAAUUAUACUUUCUUUGGUUUAUUAGCAGUUAGAACAUGAAGUUACAAUGUGAGCAGAGUCUUGUGGGUCUAGGAAGAAAACAUAAAUAUAGGUAAAUUCGUGAAGAAAUAGAAUUAUGCUUAAUGAUGUGUAUGUAUACAUGCUGAAAGCAAGAAUAUUACAGUGGAAGUGCUACUCUCAUGAUUUUCAUAUAUUAUGAAUGACAUCAAAUGACUUCUAAGAGAGAACGUUGCAGAAAGGACCAUCUUGAUAGGUUGUUAUCUAGAGACAGGUAUGUCAUUUGCAUUUCCAAGAAAUGAUUUUGUCGUCUUGUUACUAUACUCUGAAUAAAUUGAAGAAAAAUUUUAAAGGAAUAAGUGUAGGUCUUUCCAAACAGCUUUUAUUAAAACAUUUGCAUUUUACUUCAAAGUUUUCAUUCUUUUCCUCAAAGAGAACUCUCCAUGGAAAUGUUAGUAAAUCCACCUUUCUACUUCAGGAACUUGAAAAACACAAUAACUAUACGUUAUUGUGUUUUUCUAAUUGUAUUUGUAUUCAACACAGUAUUGAUAUAAGUAAAAGAAGAACAUUUACAUUGCAUAAUAAGUUACUCAGCACUGCUUUGUGUUUCUGUUAACAAAGCUAAUUUAUUUCUUCUUAGGGAUGAUUCAGUUCCAAAGCAAAAAUUUGAUGUCAUUCUAAUGAGUCUGCUUUCAAUUGUAGAGUACAGCGAAGCCUCAGUAAAGAAUAGUAAGACAUCUAUUUUAUUGUAGAUAAUAAAUCUGCAAAGUAAGUUCUCAGCAUAUAUUGAAGUUGGUCUGGCACGGAGUUGCUUUAUGAGUAGCCCUUUGAGCAGACUCUGCAGUUCUGUGUGUGGUUUUAAAUCACUGUAAAUUUGUAGGCAGGUACAUAUCACAAUUGUCUGUUUUUCUUUUUAGGGCUCAUGUAAUCAAAGAAGUUUCUUUGUUGUGUGUAUCUUUUCAGAACACAACAGGAAUUGAAAAUGAAUCAGAACGCUGAGCCUGUGGCAGCCGCCGAGACCCUGGCCGAGGUACCUGAACAUGUGCUUCGAGGCCUUCCAGAGGAAGUGAGGCUUUUCCCAUCUGCUGUUGACAAGACUCGGGUUGGUGUCUGGGCCACUAAGCCAAUUUUAAAAGGCAAAAAGUUUGGGCCAUUUGUUGGUGAUAAGAAAAAAAGAUCUCAGGUUAAGAAUAAUGUAUACAUGUGGGAGGUCUAUUACCCAAAUUUGGGGUGGAUGUGCAUUGAUGCCACCGAUCCAGAGAAGGGGAACUGGCUGCGCUAUGUGAAUUGGGCUUGCUCGGGAGAAGAGCAAAAUUUAUUUCCACUGGAAAUCAACAGGGCCAUUUACUAUAAAACCUUAAAGCCAAUCGCGCCGGGCGAGGAGCUCCUGGUCUGGUACAAUGGGGAAGACAACCCCGAGAUAGCAGCUGCGAUUGAGGAAGAGCGAGCCAGCGCCCGGAGCAAGCGGAGCUCCCCGAAAAGCAGGAAAGGGAAGAAGAAAUCCCAAGAAAAUAAAAACAAAGCAAACAAAACUGAAGACAUACAGCUGAAGACAAGUGAGCCAGAUUCCACCUCUGCAAAUAUGAGAGAUUCUGUGGAAGGCCCCAGAGACGAAGACGAGAAGCCUUCCGCGUCCGCCGCCGAGCAGACGGCUGCCCUUCAGGAGGUGGUGAGUCAGGAUGUGCCUCUGGAGCCCGCCCUCCCGCCCCCUGCCCAGGACCCCCAGGUGGGACCGGCCGCAGAGCUGGACGCGGCGCGUAGCGAUGCGAACGACGCGGAGGAGGAAGAGGAGGAGGAGGGGGAGGAGGGGGAGCUGGACGAGGAGGAGGCGGCGGCAGCUGGCGUGCCAGGCGGGAGCGCCGCAGGAGAGCUGGAGAUGCGGUGUGACGAGAGCCCAGAGGAUCUGUUAGAAGAGGCACGGACUGUUCCGCUGGGCACUCUUGAAGACUCUCCGGAGGUAGCACCUGCCGUCAGAAUUCCCAAAGCUAAAGAAGAGGCCAAUGGUGACGUGUUUGAAACGUUUCUGUUCCCGUGUCAGCACUGCGAGAGGAAGUUCACGACCAAACAGGGGCUGGAGCGGCACAUGCACAUCCACAUAUCCACGGUAAACCACGCCUUCAAGUGCAAGUACUGCGGGAAGGCGUUCGGCACGCAGAUCAACAGGCGGCGGCACGAGCGGCGCCACGAGGCGGGGCUGAAGCGGAAGCCCAGCCUGACGCUCCGGCCACCGGAGGCCCCAGCCGAUGGCAGGGCGCCCGGGGACGGCGCUCCUCCGAAGGAUGACGCACAGCCUCCCAGUCUUGGGCAAGACUCUCUGACCUUGAAUUCAGAGAAGGCUUCCCAAGACACGGUAAAUUCUUCUGUUGUAGAAGAGAACGGAGAAGUUAAGGAGCUUCAUCCGUGCCAAUACUGUAAAAAGGUUUUUGGAACUCACACCAACAUGAGGCGGCAUCAGCGCAGGGUCCACGAGCGUCACCUGAUUCCUAAAGGUGUGCGGCGAAAAGGGGGUCUCCUCGAAGAGCAGCAGCCCCCGGCAGAGCAGGCCCCGCCCGCCCAGAGUGUCUACGUACCCAGCACAGAGCCAGAGGAGGAAGGGGAGGCAGACGACGUGUACAUCAUGGAUAUUUCUAGCAAUAUCUCGGAAAAUUUAAAUUACUACAUUGAUGGUAAAAUUCAGACCAGCUGCAGCACCAGUAACUGUGAUGUUAUUGAGAUGGAAUCCAGUUCGGCAGACUUGUAUGGUAUCAACUGUCUGCUCACUCCGGUUACAGUGGAAAUAACUCAAAAUAUAAAGACCACACAGGUCCCUAUAACAGAUGAUCUUCCGAAAGAGCCUUCCAGCAGCACGAACAGUGAGUCCAAGAAACGGAGGACUGCCAGUCCUCCUGUGUUGCCCAGAAUUAAAGCCGAGACUGAGUCUGAUGCCGUAGCACCUUCGUGUUCCUUGAGCCUGCCUCUCAGCAUAUCAACCACAGAGGCCGUUCCGUUCCACAAAGAGAAAAAUGUGUAUUUGUCAUCGAAGCUCAAACAACUGCUUCAAACGCAGGAGAAACUGACUCCUCCUGCAGGGAUUUCAGCCACUGAAAUACCUAAAUUAGGUCCUGUCUGUGUGUCCACGCCUGCGUCGAUGCUCCCUGUGACCUCGAGCAGGUUUAAGAGGCGGACCAGCUCUCCCCCCAGCUCUCCACAGCACAGUCCUGCCCUUCGAGACUUUGGGAAGCCGGGCGAUGGGAAAGCCAUGUGGACUGAGGCAGUUCUGAGUUCCAAAAAGCCCAAAUUAGAAAGUCAUAGCAACUCACCAGCAUGGAGUUUGUCUGGGAGAGAUGAGAGAGAAACUGGGAGCCCUCCAGGCUUUGAUGAAUAUAAAGUAUCUAAAGAGUGGGCAGCUAGUUCUACUUUUAGCAACGUAUGCAACCAGCAGCCACUGGAUUUAUCCAGUGGUGUAAAACAGAAGGCUGAGGGUACAGGCAAGGCUCCGGUCCAGUGGGAAUCUGUGUUAGAUCUCAGUGUGCAUAGAAAGCCUAGUAGUGACUCUGAAGGCAAGGAAUUCAAAGAAAACCAUUCGGUGCAGCCAGCCUGCAGCGCUGCAAAGAAAAAGAAGCCAACCACCUGCAUGCUACAGAAGGUCCUUCUCAACGAAUACAAUGGCGUCGACUUACCUGUAGAAAAUGCUCCAGACGUGACCAGGAGCCCCAGUCCUUGUAAACCCCUAGAUCCUCAGCCGGACCCUGACCUUGGUCCCGACUCUAGCUUACCUGCCCCUCCUGGCGAGUCUCCUCCUUCGUCACCUGCCCUGCAGACAUCUUCCCUUUCUUCCGGGCAGCUGCCGCCUCUCUUGACCCCAACCAAUCCCUCUUCCCCCCAGCCCUGUCCUCCUGUGUUAACUGUUGCCACUCCACCCCCUCCGCUGCUUCCCACUGUACCUCUUGCAGCCCCCUCUUCCGGGGCAUCCCCUCAUCCGUGUCCCUCUCCACUCUCGAACGCCACCGCACAGUCCCCACUUCCAAUUCUUUCCCCAACGGUGUCUCCCUCGCCAUCUCCCAUUCCUUCCGUGGAGCCCCUCACGUCUGCUGCCUCACCGGGGCCUCCGACGCUCUCUUCGUCUUCCUCCUCAUCUGCUUCGCCUUCGUUCUCUUCUUCGUCCUCCUCCUCUUCUCCUUCGCCACCUCCUCUCUCAGCAGUAUCGUCUGUGGUUUCCUCUGGGGAUAAUCUGGAAGCCUCUCUGCCCAUGAUAUCUUUUAAACAGGAGGAAUUAGAGAAUGAAGGUCCGAAAGCGAGGGAAGAAUCCCAGUCUGCCACUGCACGGGAUAUCGUUCAGGAGACAUUCAACAAAAAUUUUGUCUGCAACGUCUGUGAAUCACCUUUCCUUUCCAUUAAAGAUCUAACCAAACAUUUAUCCAUUCACGCUGAGGAAUGGCCCUUCAAAUGUGAAUUUUGUGUGCAGCUCUUUAAGGCUAAAACUGAUUUGUCAGAACAUCGCUUUUUGCUUCAUGGAGUUGGGAAUAUCUUUGUGUGUUCGGUUUGUAAAAAAGAAUUUGCGUUUUUGUGCAAUCUGCAGCAGCACCAGCGAGAUCUCCACCCCGAUACGGUGUGCACACACCAUGAGUUUGAAAGUGGCACCCUGAGGCCCCAGAACUUCACAGAUCCCAGCAAGGCCCACGUAGAGCAUAUGCAGAGUUUGCCGGAAGAUCCUUUAGAAACGUCUAAAGAAGAAGAGGAGCUGAACGAUUCCUCAGAAGAGCUUUACACGACCAUAAAGAUAAUGGCUUCUGGAAUAAAGACGAAAGAUCCAGAUGUUCGAUUGGGUCUCAAUCAGCAUUACCCAAGCUUUAAACCACCUCCAUUUCAGUACCAUCACCGCAACCCCCUAGGCAUUGGUGUGACGGCCACAAAUUUCACUACACACAAUAUCCCACAGACGUUUACUACCGCCAUUCGCUGCACCAAGUGUGGGAAAGGUGUGGACAACAUGCCUGAGCUGCACAAACACAUCCUGGCAUGUGCUUCCGCUAGCGACAAGAAGAGGUAUACCCCGAAGAAAAAUCCAGUCCCGCUGAAACAGACUGUGCAGCCCAAAAACGGUGUGGUGGUUUUGGACAGCUCUGGGAAGAAUGCCUUCAGACGAAUGGGACAGCCCAAAAGACUGAACUUUAGCGUUGAGCUCAGCAAAAUGUCCUCAAAUAAGCUCAAGUUAAAUGCGUUGAAGAAAAAAAACCAGCUUGUCCAGAAAGCCAUCCUUCAGAAAAACAAGUCUGCAAAGCAGAAAGCCGACCUAAAAAAUGCUCCUGAGUCGUCCUCGCACAUCUGCCCGUACUGCAACAGAGAGUUCACGUACAUCGGGAGCCUGAACAAGCACGCCGCUUUCAGCUGUCCCAAGAAACCCCUUUCUCCUUCCAAGAGAAAAGCUUCCCAUUCAUCCAAGAAAGGAGGACACCCAUCACCUGCAAGUAGUGACAGGAACAACGGCAGCAGCCACCGCAGACGGACAGCGGAUGCAGAGAUCAAAAUGCAAAGCAUGCAGGCGCCUUUGGGCAAGACCAGAGCUCGCAGCUCGGGCCCUGCACAGGUCCCACCGCCCUCCUCGUCCUUCAGGUCCAAGCAGAAUGUUAAAUUUGCAGCUUCGGUUAAGUCCAAAAAACCAAGCUCCUCCUUAAGGAACUUAAGCCCGAUACGAAUGGCCAAAAUGACUCACAGCGACAGCAAGAAGCCCAAGGCUGCAGCCAGGAAUCAUGCAGCUCAGCUCUCGGGCAAGACGUCUCGGAGCCUGCACGUGAGGGCACAGAAAAGCAGAGCUGUCUUACAGAGCAAGUCGGCCUUGGCCAGUAAGAAGCGGACAGACAGGUUCAGUGUAAAAUCUAGAGAACGAAGUGGGGGGCCGAUCACCCGAAGCCUGCAGCUGGCAGCUGCCGCCGACCCGAGUGAGAACAGGAGGGAGGACGGCAGCGGCAAGCAGGAGCUGAAGGACUUCAGCCAGUUAAGGACACGUAAAUAAGUGAUGGAGAAGCAGAACGAAAUUCCAGACCAAGCUUUUCCAUUUACCGUGAAAUGGGCUAAAAAAACCAAAAUGGUGCUGAUUUCUCCCAUACCAUCUCCGCCACAUCACUCCAAGGAGACUGUCUGCGUCCCUCUCAGCAUGUCUCUUUUGCGCGGGACACCCACGUUCCCACACACCUUCCGAGUCAUCCUGUUGCUGUCUUAACAUUCGUCCCAUGGUCUUCCCACCUUUUCUUUACCGUGGUCAGUUCAUACAAGGUUGUGUUAUGUUGUCGUUUAUCUUCAGUUUUCUUAUUUUCUAGGAACUUCCUGUAGAAAAGCCCCCCAAACAAAACAAACCUUAAUUGACUAAAUAAAGAUAAUGCAUGCUCAACUUAGGAUAAGCACUACGGCAAAGCGUACGAAAUCUACCAAGCUUGCAAGACCAGUUGAAGCUGACUCAGAAACCCUAACACACAGCCGAUUGCCAGUGAGUGGGCUUCUUGUUGCCCUGGUUAGAGUCAGGCAUCCGCUUCUUCGCUGGCGCCCAACACACGUGCUGGGCUCACAGGCGAUUAAGAUGCACAGAGGAGGGCGCUAUAGGACAGGCUAGCUGACCUGGCCCCUCAUCACAGGACUGGUAACUCAGACCUGAGCGUGGCCCUGGCUUUUGGCACAGAGCAGAGAAAGGAAUGAGUUGAACCUAAUCUUGCAAAGCAAGUUCUCUGUUUUAUCAGUAGUUUGUUGUAGAUUUCAGGGAUGACGGAUUCUGAUGCACUCGUUUUAUAAUGUUUUGGUCACACCAGCUCUUGAUGCCUUUCCUUUAAAUGAAUUGUAGACAGAGGCAUUUAGCUUCUUUCUUAGCCUGUUUCUUUUUGUUGUUGCUGUUGUUGUUGUUUUAUCACAAGCCGAUUGCCAGCAUAAUGGAGAGGAAACCAGAUUGGAUAUGGACUCUUUUUUAUGCCUCUUCCAGUGUCAUGUUUAUAUAUCCAAAUGGACAUUAUCCUCUCAGAUUAUUAUCUGGCACUAAUUUAUAACUGUUGUAUUAUCGGAGACGGUAGCAAUAUUAUCAGUGCCCAGGAUACAUCACAGGCCUGUAUAGAUGUAUGUCUACACCUAAGGGUAAAUGAAUUCACUUAUCAGGUUUUACACAUCAGUCUCUAAUAUAGAGAUUUAAACAGCCCAACGGAUUGGCCUAUUUCUGAGUAUACAAGUGUCAUUUCUCCACGCAUUAUUAUAUGCCUUCCCUCUAAUUAAUGACGGAGUUGGUGGACAAUGGCUAAGUUUUAUUCGUGUUGUUUUUUUUUGUUGUUGUUGUUGUUCUCAACUUUAAAAGUAAUCUACCUCUUAAAAUUUGUAGUUUAAUACUUGUUUGGUGAAUUUGUGCCACUUUAACCCUUUCACUAUCAUUCCCAUUUUGUUACAUUUCUGUUAUGGGGACUUUAUGUUGAAAUAUUGUAUAAAGCAUUUGUAGCAGUUUAAAAAUAAAAUAUUUAAAAUUAUUUAAAUUGUUUUGGACGCUUCAAUUGUAUUAUAUGUGAUUUACAUUUUACAUUUUGUUUGAGUUGUUAAUCUGGAGAGUGUUCUUGUAUUGAAGUUUGCUGUUAGUAAUUUUAUUGUUUCUUGUUGCAGAGUGAUAUAAAAGACUAUUCUAAUGAAAACAUUAAAAUUUACAAAUUGACAUACAAAAGGGGUUGUCCGUUGAUUUUAACCAACGUAGCCUUGAGAGAGAGAGAGAGGUUAAUUAUAGACAAGUUAAGAGUGGUAUUUGCUAUUUUUCCCCUUCCAGCAUGAAAUAAAUCAUUUGAGUUUGUCAGAUGUACAGAAAGUUUUCUUAUGCUGUUGCUAGCAAGCACUUACUGACGGGGGAAUUCAAAUGAUGCAUUUUAUAUCAUUGUAACCAAUAAAAAACUUUCUAAAAGCUGUGGAAGGACUGUAUUUUGUACAUCAUUGGGAGCAGUUAAGGGGGAAAAUGAAGGUGCGUGUGGGAGGGGUGCUCACAGGCUGCAUCUCUAAAGUGCAGUUGUCGAGCCCCACGGCCGACCUCUUCCCACUUGUUUCUGUUUGGCAUUGAUUGAAUAUUUCUGAAUUCACAUCGCUUCCAUACCACCUAGAGAGUAGACAUGCAGUUGGACGGUGGUGCUAAGAAGUGCGUGGAGAACUUACUUUGGUAAGAGUGAAAUAAUUUCCUGUAUGGGGUGUCAGUUUCCUCUGUGCUUGUGACCAGUUCGCUCUGGUCUGGAGGUUUUUAUAUUUAUGGCUCCCCUGAAGAAUGGAACAAAGUUGUUGUAACAUUUGUAUUAGGUUGAUAUGGAAUUGCUGUUUGUUUGUUUGUGUUUUUAAAGAUUAAAAAUGGCUGAAACAAGCAGUUUAUUCAUAAAGUC
Aethalodelphis obliquidens (Pacific white-sided dolphin) is the source of this 12257-nucleotide messenger RNA. It is a transcript of the gene PRDM2, whose product is annotated as PR/SET domain 2. Bases 4883 to 9892 code for a protein of 1669 amino acids. Gene Ontology annotation, cellular component: nucleus. Gene Ontology annotation, biological process: regulation of gene expression. The transcript is spliced from 8 exons. The record is from RefSeq and is a predicted model, not a curated record. NCBI's taxonomy places the organism in Eukaryota, Metazoa, Chordata, Mammalia, Artiodactyla, Delphinidae. Gene Ontology annotation, molecular function: histone methyltransferase activity; protein binding.